AUCAAGCCAUUACAGGGCUUCAGUGGAAGCUGUUUAUGUGAUAUCAGCACUAAUUAGCUCAUGAACUAACAAGUCGUUUGCACAACUUUCCAGCCGUGUGAUAAAGUGACCGCAUAGAUGGAUUGUUCCUGGACUAUGUGGCCACCUCGCUUCUAAAGUGUUCGCGGACCAACUUUUAAUGUACUCUUCCUCAAUCUCAGCAGUAAUACUUUUCUUUUGGGGGGGAGCAUCGCACAACCGCCCAUUUCUCUCUCUCUCUCUCUCUUGCACUGAGGAUAUACUGACUGGCAAAACCAUGUUCCAGCCAACACCUAAGCGGUGUUUUACCAUUGAAUCUCUAGUAGCCAAGGACAGUCCACUGCCUGCUUCGAGAUCAGAGGAACCUAUAAGGCCAGCCGCCCUCAGCUAUGCGAACUCUAGCCCUGUGAAUCCAUUCCUGAACGGCUUCCACACCAGCGGCAGGGCGAUCUACUCCAACCCGGAGCUGAUGUUCGCUGACGCGGUCUCUCAUCAAACCAACACGGCAGUACCGGUUCACCCAGUCCCUCCACAUGCUUUAGCAGCGCACCCUCUUCAAUCGUCCCAUUCUCCACAUCCCUUAUUUGCAUCGCAACAAAGAGAUCCUUCGAGUUUCUAUCCAUGGCUAAUACACAGGUACAGAUAUCUGGGACACAGGUUUCAAGGAAACGAGACGAGUCCGGAAAGCUUUUUAUUGCACAAUGCGCUCGCCAGGAAGCCCAAACGCAUCCGCACGGCCUUCUCACCGUCUCAGCUGCUGAGACUCGAGCACGCCUUUGAGAAAAAUCACUAUGUGGUGGGCGCAGAGAGGAAACAACUGGCCCACAGUCUCAGUUUAACAGAAACUCAGGUAAAAGUGUGGUUCCAGAAUAGAAGAACGAAAUUUAAACGGCAGAAGUUGGAGGAGGAAGGGACAGAUGCACAACAGAAGAAAAAGGGGACCCAUCAUGUCAAUCGUUGGAGACUUGCGACCAAACAGCCGAGCCCUGAGGAGAUCGAUGUCACCUCGGACGAUUAGAACUGCAAAACAAAAACAAAAAAUAUGUCAAACUAUAGUGUUACUUUCAAAAACAGCAAGAGUUGCUGUUGUAGAAAAGGGGAAAUAAAAACACUUCAUCCAAAAUGCAAUUCCUAUGUCGAGACAGCUGGGGUAAGAAGUCCAAGAGGUGGCACUGCGCGUACCGUAAACUGUUCAGAGGCAGCGAUCAAUCAACUCCGGACAAGAAGGUUGACAAGCGGACUUCUCCAUUUUAUUGUAAGGCAGUUCGCUUUCACGCGUACUUCCAAUCCAAUUCCGGACUUUUUGCACUUCCGAAUUCAAAUUAUAAAGAACUGAAUGGAACAAAAAUCGAAAACCCACACCUGUUUCACAAACUUGAAUUGCAUGUGAGCCGCUCAUGAAAAAGAUGGAUUACUAUAAAUACAAAAAAUGCGGGACUUUUUUUUUUCUUAUUUGCUUUGAGAGAGGUUCUGUCAGCUGUGUGCUUUUUACAGAAAAAUUGCUGUUUAAAAAAAAACUCCUGUUAAAUAAUUAUACCUUCCGGCGUCGACGUGAUUGUGAUACGGCUUUGAGGUAGAAAGAAGUGCUGCGUUUUUGAUGUUCACCAAACCAAUAAAGAAAGUUAGAAAUCUUCCGAUUAAAAAAAAAAGACCAGAAUUUUGGUCCUUCAUUUAAGAUAAGAAAAGGGUUUUUUUUUUCAAUUAAAAGAGAAUUCCGGAGUUUUCUUUGUUCAUCAUUUUGAAGUGAAAACAGAAUUCCCGUGAGGUGACAUGGUUUGGCUGAACUUGCUUGCAAGUUGCCACAACAGGACUAGGAGUAAAAGUCAUUGGCUAUCUCUGGGCGGCUGUGGGUCAACAAAGCACUGAGCUUGUUAUUCCGUGUUUAUUGCGACACGAAAGUGAAAGAUGUCUCUGCAAUGUCUUCUAUCGAAUGUAAAUAAUUGUGUUUGUUGAGUUUGUUGCAAUUCUAAUACAUUAUACUUCCAAGAAGUAUGUCAUUGUCAUAUUUUGUCAAUAAAGAUUUAUCCAUUUGCUGCUCAGAGUAAUCAAAGU
Amblyraja radiata (thorny skate) is the source of this 2070-nucleotide messenger RNA. RefSeq names its product empty spiracles homeobox 2 (gene emx2). The transcript has 3 exons. NCBI's taxonomy places the organism in Eukaryota, Metazoa, Chordata, Chondrichthyes, Rajiformes, Rajidae. Gene Ontology annotation, cellular component: nucleus. The record is from RefSeq and is a predicted model, not a curated record. Gene Ontology annotation, molecular function: DNA-binding transcription factor activity, RNA polymerase II-specific; RNA polymerase II cis-regulatory region sequence-specific DNA binding. Gene Ontology annotation, biological process: regulation of transcription by RNA polymerase II; central nervous system development; neuron differentiation. The coding region runs from base 179 to 1036 and encodes 285 amino acids.